AGGGAGAGCCUGGGAAGGGGGGUGGCGUGGCGGUUGGUGGUGGGGAGGAGAGGGGAGGGAAGCCUUUUAAUGACUCAUUGAUUGAGCCGGUUUAAAAUUAGUUGUGUGCGCGAGUGUGAGUGUGUUUUCCGCCCCCCGGAGCCGCCGGGAGCCGGGAAGGAGGGAGCGGGGCUCGGCGAGGGGAGGACGGCGCGGCGAGGCCGCGAGCAGGGGGCAGGGUAGGGCCAGGAGUGACGGCGGGCGAGGAAGAAAAAUAAGCUUUUCCAAUCUCCUCCCCUCGGUUUUCCCCCCCUCGUUUCUUUUCUCUCGGCAGCUCUUGGGUGUGAAUCGCAUUUUCUUUCUUCUCGGCAAAAUGGACCCCGCGUCUCGGGAGGGGGAGGGGAGAGGGUGGAGAGAGAGGCGGCGGCGGGGACCGGGUUUCUUUUUCAUCCUGGCUUCCUCCUUCCCGCCGCUUCUGCGGGCAGCCGCGGCGAGAGCUCGGAGCCGGCCGCCCGUCCCCGCCGGGGCCCGGUCCGGCCCGGUGAGCGGCGCGCGCCCGCCGGCGAACUGGCCCUUCCCCGUCGCCUCGCCGCCUGGCUCCCAAGCUCCGCCGAGGACCCGCGGCCGGGGCCGGAUGAGCCCUCGCGCGGCGCCGAGGACCCGCGGCCCGACCAGGAGUCUCUUGCCGGGCCCGCGCGGCCGGGCCGAAGAGACGAGAGGCCGCAGCGGCACUAUUUUGGCCGAGAGCUCUCGGGCCCGACGUGGUUCGCGCCCCCCGAGUCGCCCCGAAUGCGGGAUCGGGGGGGGUGCGGCUGGAAGGCACUAAGAUGGCGCUGGGCCUGGCCCGUUGCCAGGGCUGGUGGCGCAGUUGCUCCGCGGGCGCCAUCUUCCCUGGCGGCGCGGGCGGCGCCCUUCGUGGACGCUUCGCCGGCCGCGGCGCCGGGAGGUCGGGGGCAGCGGGGAGCUACGCUUAGGGUGUGGGGUUCUGUAAGUGGGGACGGGGCCGGGGCAGGCCCGCCGAGCCCGGGGCCGCGUAGCCUUGGUCUUCCCCGGGCCCCCAGACCCAAAAGACGAGGUGGCCGGCUCGGAGCGGCAAGGGGCCGGGCUGGCGGCGUCCGGCUCCUUAGCAUUUGUGUUUGAGGGAAGAAGCGGGCCAGGGGUCGGGCCUUGCAGCUGGUGGGUUCCCCUCUGACCCCGCAUGCCCCUCCGGUCAAAAUUGGAGGGGGGGUUCUCGUCAUCCCUCCUAGGGCCUAGAAUGGGCCGGCUUUGUCUUCCCCGACCUGACUGGGGGGGGGCGGGCAGGGCGGCUUUCCCUUCAUCCUCUUCCAGUUAGUUUUCAAGAGUAGAGUCCAACCAGGUUACAAAAUCGCAAGAAAAAGCCGGGGACAGUGUCUGCCUUGUAGUGACCGCGUUCUCCAAAGGCACCCCACCUUCGUUUUCUUUCUUUAGUUGCUUUAUUAUAAAACCAUCCUGGGGAGACAUUGAUGUAGUCAAACUGUGGAAAGGUUAUGGGUUCCAGUGAUUUGAAACACCUUGUUGGCUUUCAUCUUAAUUAUUCCAAACGGUAGCAACUUAGGGCAGUUGGUUAGAACUCUGAUCUGAAAAAUUAAACUCGCUUGGAAACUGAGACUUUUUUCCCUUUCCCUUUUCUAAAAAAAAACCCUGCGCUGUUUUGUGUCUGUUCUUUCUCAUGAAUAUAAUAAGGCUUCUCAGUUCCCGGACUCCCUGAAGUGGUUCCUUAGAACCACCCAUACAAGUACUGAUCUGUCCUCUUGUAGCUCUGUGUGAAGCGGUGUGGGGGUUUUAACUGUUUUGAAUUGUUACUGAAAAGAUUAUUGGGAGGAGGAAACAAGUUCCUAAAACUGAUCUCUAGGAGUCCACAGGGAUGGAAAGUAAGUAGUUAACUUCUAGUGGAGAAAAGUAACAUAGUGGCACUAGUAGGUGUGUCCUUGUGCUUAUAAACACAGUAUACAUAGUGGCUGUUCUAGACACCCUUCAUAAGACCUACCAUAUAUUGAACACUGCUGUAUGUAUGUGCCUGGUGCAUUAUUAUUAUUUUUUUUUUAAGAUUUUAUUUAUUUAUUUGAGAGAGAGAGAGCGCGCACAUGAGGGGGGGAGGGUCAGAGGGAAGCAGACUCCCCGCCGAGCAGGGAGCCCGAUGCGGGACUCGAUCCCGGGACUCCAGGAUCAUGACCUGAGCCGAAGGCAGUCGCUUAACCAACUGAGCCACCCAAGCGCCCCUGGUGCAUUAUUUAACUCCUGUUUAUAUCAGUCCUGCAAUAAUUGGUUUUAUUAUCUGUUUAUACCAGAGAAGGAACUAGUGUUCAACCAGAUACACAAAUUGUUCUAGGUCUUGCCGUUUUAAAUGGUAGAAUGUGUGUGUGUGUGUUUCCUCAAAACAUCUAGUGUGUUAGGCAAUCUCAGUUUUAAGCUUCUGGCUUUCAACUUUCCAAUGCCCCAACUCCCAAUUUUGAAAUUCUCUCCAGCACCCCCUAAAUCUGACUACGUAGGAGUCUCUUACUCCAGAGUUCUCCAGGUGAUUCCACUGUGACAGAUACGGAGUUGGAAUAUCACUGUAUUGCACUGUGCUGCUGGCUCUCUUUUGAAUUGGAGUGUGAGACUUGAGGCCCAUAUCGUUUUGAGUUUCAACAGUUAUUGCUCAUCCUCUCUCUUAUUUUUUUUCUAGCUGCCGUUUGUCAAAUUAUUGGAACCAUUUUCUUACAGAAAGAAGGUUUACCUAGUCUGAGACUAAAAUCUCUACAUUUUCCAAAGUAUAUCUCAUUCUGCUGAGAAGUUAUAAAACAUGCAGGCGUCUAGGUCUAGCUGGGCCAUCUAAUUUAGUCCAGACAGCUGUGCAACAAAAAUAGAAUUGAAUCUAGGAUUGAGAUAGAAAUUAGGAAUAGGGUAGAAAAGAUCCUGGGGAGGGGGAGGUGAAAUCUAGAGGUAAAUCCUUGGAAGAAAGGAUUUUUUUUUUUCAGAAUUUUCAAUUGUGAAGGUACCUUUUGUCUUUUGGGAAGUAAGAUGGUGAAAUUAUUCUAAACAUGAGACCCUUUCAGGAACAGCGUAUGCAUAUAGGACACAGAAGGUCAGGAAGAAACAUCCAGAGCAGGUGAUGAAUAGCUGACCUGACCGAAAUAAAAGAGAACCAAGUCAGUGAUGUAAUCUUUUAAUUUCUGUGGAGCAAGAACCAUAUAUACUUACUUUGUGCUUUCCUUUCUUUGUUCUCAAAUCACUGUUGUGUUUAGUAAUCGCUGGGGGAAUGGUUAAAAACUUUGAUUUUUGAUGCAGAUGACAAAAUUAUAUUAUCUUUGCAUAUGUCUACAUUUCUCUUUCCUUCCACAUUUGAAAAAUUUUAAAGGAACAGCUACUGAAUACCUGUGUGCAGUCCGUGUCCGGUCUAGAUCAGUAGGCAGGUGGAGGUCUAGGCUUUGACUCUCCUGUGUGCUUUUUCUCCCAUUGUGUUUCAUGAUAAAUGCCCAAGUAAUUAUAUUCUUUGACUAAAAUCCAAUGAAGAUUGUAAGGAGGGGAAAUCUAAAAUAAACCUGCUUAAAUAGGAGGUAUAGGUUCUUUAUUUUAAAGUAGCUUUUAUUGGGGGCGCCUGGUUGGCUCACUCAGUAGAGCAUGCGACUCUUGAUCUUGGGGUCGUGAGUUUAAACCGCUCAUUGGGUGUAAAGGUUACUUUUUAAAUAAAUAAAUAAACAAAUGAAGGAAGGAAAGUAAGUAAGUAAGGAAAGUAAGUAAGUAAGUAACCUUUGGUGGAAUUCAAGACAGGCAAGAUCUCUGCCUUCAUGGAAUUUAUAGUAUAGUGGGGAAGACAGGAAAUAAGUUAAACGCCAAUAAUCAAGAUAAUUACAGAUUAAGAAAAAUUGUAAAAAGUUAAUAAGUUGGUAGAUCUAAAAGAGCGUGGUAUGGGGAAUGGCUGUCUUGGCUAGUGAGAGUCAGGACGCAUCCCUUUGAAGAGAUGAUAUUUGAGCUGAGGCUUGAAACUUAAGCUUGUGCUAGCCAUGUGAGAAACUGGGGACUGUGCUAGCCUGUGAACAAAUGCAAAGACCUGGAAGGCCCAGAAGGGCAUGGGUGUUAGAGAGAGGCAAGAGGAGAAUGGAAUGAGAUGGAAGUUGAGAGAUCCUUUGGGGCUUCCUAUAUUAGGCUGUACCAGGAGUUUGGGGUUUUAUUUUAUUCAAAAUGACAAGCUAUUGUAGGGCUUUCAUUAGGGCAGUGAUUUUUUUUUUUUUUUUAAAGGUCACUGCCGCUCUGUGGAGCAAGGAAGGAAGCCGAGAGGUGAGGGCUAGUGCAGUGGCCAGCUCAAGAUUGAUGGUAUUUUAGGCAAAUACAGUGGCGAGGGGGAUGGAGCAAAGUGGAUGGGGGGUUCCAGAUAGGUUAUGGAGGUGGAAUCAGAAGUAUUUACUUAAUGAGUUGGCUGUGGAGACAGGGAGGAAUCAAGGAAGCCUUCAGGGUUCUCGCCUAAGCCUUGGUGACUGACAGUGCCAUUUGCUGGUGGAGAAGACUGGAAGAACAGUUGUCAUGGAUGAUGAUGAUGACUCGUGUCUCCUUGAUCUUAUCGGAGACCCACAAGCAUUGAACUAUUUUCUACAUGGACCUAGUAAUAAAUCUAGCAAUGAUGACUUGACGAAUGCAGGAUAUUCUGCAGCCAAUUCAAAUUCAAUUUUCGCCAACUCCAGUAAUGCUGAUCCUAAGUCAUCCCUCAAAGCUGUAAGCAACCAGCUUGGAGAAGGGCCCAGUGAUGGACUGCCACUCUCAAGUAGCCUUCAGUUUCUGGAAGAUGAACUUGAGUCUUCUCCUCUUCCUGAUCUCAGUGAGGACCAACCUUUCGACAUUCUUCAGAAAUCCUUGCAGGAGGCCAAUAUCACUGAACAGACACUGGCCGAAGAGGCAUAUUUGGAUGCCAGUGUAGGUUCAAGCCAACAGUUUGCACAAGCUCAGCUUCAUCCGUCUUCAUCAGCAUCCUUUACUCAGGCUUCUAAUGUUUCGAAUUACUCAGGUCAGACGCUGCAGCCUAUAGGGGUGACUCACGUGCCUGUCGGAGCAUCAUUUGCAAGCAAUACGGUGGGUGUGCAACAUGGCUUUAUGCAGCACGUGGGGAUCAGUGUGCCCAGCCAGCAUCUGUCUAACAGCAGUCAGAUUAGCGGCUCUGGUCAAAUACAGUUAAUUGGGUCAUUUGGUAAUCAACCUUCCAUGAUGACUAUUAAUAACCUAGAUGGAUCUCAAAUCAUAUUGAAGGGCAGCGGGCAGCAAGCCCCAUCAAAUGUGAGUGGAGGGCUCCUGGUCCAUAGACAGACUCCUAACGGCAACUCAUUGUUUGGGAACUCCAGUUCCAGUCCAGUAGCACAGCCUGUCACCGUUCCAUUUAACAGCACAAACUUUCAGACGUCUUUACCCGUGCAUAACAUCAUCAUACAGAGGGGUCUUGCACCAAAUUCAAAUAAAGUUCCAAUUAAUAUCCAGCCAAAGCCUAUCCAGAUGGGCCAGCAGAAUACAUACAAUGUGAACAAUUUGGGAAUACAACAGCACCAUGUUCAACAAGGGAUCUCUUUUGCCUCUGCCAGCUCACCCCCGGGCUCCGUAGUUGGUCCGCACAUGUCUGUGAACAUUGUAAACCAACAGAACACAAGAAAACCGGUCACCUCACAGGCUGUGAGCAGUGCUGGGGGUAGUAUUGUUAUUCAUUCUCCCAUGGGCCAGCCUCACACACCCCAAAGUCAGUUCCUCAUACCCACAAGCCUUUCCGUCAGUUCCAACUCGGUACACCACGUCCAGACCAUAAAUGGGCAACUGCUUCAGACUCAACCUUCUCAGCUCAUCUCCGGCCAAGUGGCCUCAGAGCAUGUCAUGUUGAACAGAAACUCUUCCAACAUGCUCAGGACCAACCAACCGUAUUCUGGGCAGAUGCUGAACAACCAGAAUGCUGCUGUCCAGUUAGUGUCUGGGCAGACGUUUGCCGCCUCUGGAAGCCCAGUGAUAGUCAAUCAUGCCUCUCCUCAGAUCGUCAGUGGACAGAUGCCCUUGCAGCAGGCAUCGCCAACCGUAUUACACCUGUCACCUGGGCAGAGCAGCGUCUCCCAAGGAAGACCUGGCUUCACCCCCAUGCCCUCGGUGACCAGCAUGUCAGGACCUAGUCGGUUCCCUGUUGUCAGCUCCUCCAGCACUGCCCAUCCUAGUCUUGGGUCUGCGGUUCAGUCGGGAGCAACAGGAUCAAACUUUACGGGAGACCAGCUGACCCAGCCAAACAGGACUCCGGUACCCGUCAGCGUGUCUCAUCGUCUUCCAGUUUCUUCUUCCAAAUCUACCAGCACCUUUAGUAACACACCUGGAGCAGGAACCCAGCAGCUCUUCUGUCAGGCCCAGAAAAAAAGUUUGAAUCAGACUUCCCCCAUUGCUGCUUCCAAGACCACGGAUGGCCUGCGGCAGACGCAGAUCCCUGGCCUCCUGAACACCACACUGCCAGGGCAGGAUUCUGGAAGCAAAGUUAUGCCGGUGUCCUUAGGAACCACACAGCCACAGCAGGAAAAAGUAGUUGGAUCAUCUCCUGGCCAGCCAGCUGUGCAGGUGGAUAGUCACUCAGGAGGACAAAAGCGACCUGCUGCAAAACAGCUAACCAAAGGAGCUUUCAUUCUCCAGCAGUUACAGAGAGACCAAGCCCACGCUGUGACACCUGACAAAAGUCAGUUCCGAUCACUGAGUGAGGCGGUGCAGAGGCUCCUCUCCUACCACGUGUGCCAGGGCUCCAUGCCCACGGAGCAAGACCUGAAGAAAGUCGACAAUGAAUUUGAAACAGUUGCCACUCAGCUCCUAAAAAGGACCCAAGCUAUGCUUAACAAAUACAGAUGCCUGCUUCUAGAAGAUGCCAUGCGGAUCAACCCCUCUGCUGAAAUGGUGAUGAUCGACAGGAUGUUCAACCAGGAGGAAAGAGCUUCUCUGUCCCGAGACAAGCGUCUGGCACUUGUAGAUCCUGAGGGUUUUCAGGCUGAUUUCUGUUGUUCCUUCAAACUUGAUAAAGCUGCUCACGAGACGCAGUUUGGCCGGAGUGACCAGCACGGCAGUAAAGCAACCAGCUCUUUCCACCUGACGGCCAAGGCCCAGAGCCGAGACCGAGCCAGACCAGGCAUGGCGGAAUCCACGAAUCAUGACCAGUUUCAUCUAGUGCCUAAUCACAUCGUGGUCUCCGCAGAAGGAAACAUUUCUAAAAAAACUGAAUGCCUCGGCAGAGCGGUGAAGUUCGACAAGGCAGGCUUAGCUCAGUACCGCAGUGCGUCCGAAGAGAAAAGCAGCCGGCGGGAGUCGGUGAAGGCCAGCGAGUGCCCUCCCGGCCCCGAAGGGCCCCGGAAAACCUCAUCCCGACUGGACCACGGUUCUGACAGCAAACUCUCCAGUAUCCUAGGGGAUUCUCAUUUGGAGAUGACAUGUAACAAUUCCUUCCCGGACAAAACUCUGAGGAAUUCUCCAAAGAAUGAAGUUUUACACACAGACAUCAUGAAAGGGUCGGGCGAACCCCAGCCAGAUCUCCAGCUCACCAAGAGUUUAGAAACAACGUUUAAGAACAUCUUGGAACUGAAAAAGGCCGGGCGGCAGCCCCAGAGUGACCCCACGGUUAGCGGCUCUGUUGAGUUGGAUUUCCCCAACUUUUCUCCAAUGGCUUCGCAGGAAAACUGCCUGGAAAAGUUCAUCCCGGACCACAGUGAAGGCAUUGUAGAAACGGACUCCAUUUUAGAAGCAGCUGUAAAUAGUAUCCUAGAGUGUUAAUAGCCUCAGCCCUUCCCCGCCCCGACCCCGAGACCCCGUCCCCGAGACCCCGUCCCCGAGACCCUGCCCCAAGACCCCGCCCCGGACAAGUUACAUUCUUUCCUGGCAAAAGCAAGCGGAAGUGGUCUCCUGUCUCCAGCCUGCUUGAUCUGUCAUCACAGGUUGUCCUUUCUGAUCUCGAUCCCAUUCUUUGUUUCAGAGCAAUACUCGUCGUGGUUACAGGGAGAUCCCUUCGCGAAACGAAUCCUUGUUAGAAAGCAGUCUGAUAGGCCCGACACAGUUCAAGUGUUACGAAAGUGCUUAAUAGUCAUUUCUGUGUUUGUUUACUUGUUUUAAUUUUUCAAAACAAAACACCGUAACUCGCUGAGAUCACAGUACACUUGGCCCUGGGUAAAAUUCUGACAAUCAGAAGUCAUUUGAAAAGAACAGACUUAUUAAAGGAAAUCAAACAGGACUGAUAGAAGCUACUUUUUAAAGAAUAGCCCAGCGCAUCUCCAAAUGUUGCCGUUUGGGGUCUGUUGUCCUUGUCGCUGGGAGGGCAGACCGCCGGGUCUUGCCCCCUCAGGCCCUCUCUGAGCUGCUCUGCCAGGGACGCCGCAAGGAAGCCCCCCCCCCCCCCCAGGCUGCCAGUAGAGCACAAGCAGGGCAUUUGCAGGGUUUCCUUGCUCAUCGUUCAAGUGCUUUUCUGACGUUCCCGGAGCAAAGCCUCACGCUUUCCGGCCGCUGCGCGUUAAGUUUCAUCUAGGGAAUGCUCUGUUCUUAGUUGCAACAGCAUGACUUGAGAUCAUUUCAUCAGGCUAAAUAAAGGAAAACGGAAGCCAGUUAAGUGGCACAGUGUACAGGGGAGGCCGGGAUAGAGCCUUGAGGAAUAUAAUAUGUAUAUAUGUAAAAGCAUAUAUAUGUGAACUAUUGAGAAAAAAAAAAAAAAAAACAAGCGUUUUCGCAUUUCCUAAUUGGGUAUAGUCAACAUAUGCUGUAUGCUUUUGUCUGUUGCUGGGUUUCUUUUCAUUUAACCUCCCUGGCCCCUCUCCCACAAAUAGCCAAGCAUCUAAAGCACUUUCGUUCGAAAACUGUGUUGUCAUUUUUCAGUUUAAACUUUAAGGGGACUUUGGCCUUGUUUAUGCUUCUCGUCUGAGAACAGUAGUCACCCCCCCACACACACCCCCUGGCAGCAAUCAUUACCAAAACACAGACAAACCAAAGUAACCAGCCAGCCCCCCCACUGAAAGAAAAGAUCUAAGACACGGGAGUCCCACUUGAGAGCCAAAGGACAUGCCCUGUCAUGGUCUGUGUGUGGCCCGUGUUCAUAUUAGUGAACAUGACUUACUGCUUUAUUUAUUUAUAUUUCUUUUCAGGGAGCUUUCCCCGUUUUCUCCUUCUUUGUGCCCCAGGUCAUCCCACCUCUGCUGUUCCCUUCAUCCUCAGUGUCAUUGUAACCAGCCGGUCUCUCCCAUCAUUGGGAAGGCGAUGUAACGGUAUUUCAUACGUGCCCUCCCCCAUGUGUGUGUGCGUGUACCUGAGCUGUUCGGAUCCAGAGGUCACUCUGGUGACAGCGUGGACACACCCAGUCUUCCUCCCACUUCCUGCACGCGCACUCUCAUUUCUUCGGUUGAUCUCUCUGGGCUUUAGAGGUGCACCCACUGCUCUCACACGGUGCCAGCAUCUGUUUCUGGCUGUUUCCAGAACGGGGAUGACCCCCAUUGUCAUCAUGUUGGGCGCUUCUUCUAGAGAUUGGCCUGCGAUGGAAAGGAAGGCUUCUGAUUAUUGGAAAACACAACAGAAGACCCAGACUCCUCCUGUCCCUCUCUGUCCCUACACUGUCCUUGAAGGAACCCCCUCAGACAGCCAGUCUUCUUAAAAGCAAAGUACCUUCUCCCUACCCUCACCCCCACCCCGGCCAAUAGAACUUGGAAAAUCUGGGCCAUUUUAGGGUUCCCAUUUUUUCCUUAUUUGUGCCAAUGUCCAAGUUGCAGAUUUCCCCUUUUUCCUGUAUUGUAACAUAUUAGAAGGAUAAGUUGGUAUUGCCAGUUGGAACUUUCUGUUUGGGCAGCCCUGGGGUAACACCCUGCCCUGAACCCCAUGAUUCAUAGGCUCUUCUCUUAGGACUCAUGCUCCCCUCAUUCCUAGCAAGACUUAAAGAUGGUCCCUCUUAAUCAAAUUCUUCUCAUUGUGGAACUCUCUACCUGGAAACCUUCACGUAGGCUACUAAUUAAUUAUGCCAAUCAGUGGAAUUCUUAAAAGAUAAACUUCAUGUACAUUUGUCACCUCCCUUUCUUCCCUAUCCUGCCCUGCUACCCCAGCCCCCGCCUUUCUAAAUACCAUCUCAAAGGGUCUUUCAAGCCCUAACACUUGUCUAGCAAACGGAGAGCCUAAUUCACCAAAAUGAAACUUGUAAAUUUUUGUGUCCUUGUAUGUAAGUUUACUUUCUAUGGAGGAAAGAUUCUAGAUAAUGACAAAUGAAGAUUACGAAAAUGUAUUUUACUCCUGUGAUUAUAGAUUAUGCGCACAUGGGUCCUAACUCGCAUGUCGAGCCCCCUCUGGCGAAGGGUAAGAGAGCUCCACCUUGGACGGCCAACUUUCAGUUGUUCAGGUUCAUUAGUCAAGGUUAAGUUUUAGAACUACUUGUACUCAGUAACAAAAAUCAUCUUCUUUUUUUUUUUUUCCUGUUGUUGUUGUGGAAAAGUGUGCAUUUGUUAUUAAGCAUUUGAUUUUCUGUGUCCUUAAAUACUGCCUAAAGAUAAAGCAAAUUUUAAACUGGCAAUUACGAAAAAGAACUAUUUUAGCUCUGAAGAAUUUAGUAGAUUUUGUUAGAUUAGGGAGGCCUUACAGACUGACUUGACUUAUAGAGGACGCGUCACUCACUGUCAGUGUGGUGUGGGCUUUAUUUGCUUAAAUACCUUCAUUUGUAUAGUAUGUCUCACUUGAAAUUGCUUUGUAUACAUUUUGUAAAAAUAUUUAUAAAAUGUUUUGUAAAAAAAAAGUAUAACAAAUUGCAGUUUAUUUUGUUAUGUUGGAUAAAUACUGUUAAAAGAAACCAGUCAGUAACUAUAUUGUUAAUCCAUGGUUAGGAAAUGUUUAGUUGGAGAUUACGAAAUGAAACAACCAUUGCAAUACAGCCAAAGAUUUGGGAAAAUGUGCAACUGUGAUUGUCUUGAUUUUGCAAAUAGGAAUGGCUCUUUCUCCAGAAGAAAAGGGUAAGUAAGUGUUCAGUGGGAGUUCAACUGAAAUAGAUUUACCAUUCCCAAACAGGAACCUAAACUAGUGAGGGGAUAGGAUUGUAAUUGAUCGGCCUUUCCAAAUGGUUUCCAACUCAACAGGGUUGGUCGGUGAGAAAGUUUAGUCAUGUACAUCUCUGGCCUCCAUCCCUACUCUUGUCACGUGGGUCCUUAACUGAGGAAGGAAAAAUGGGGUCAUUUGAGAAGUUACAUAAAUGAGCCUCAAUCUGCAGGAGGUUUUCUUCAAUCAUAUUUCUUUUGUUUCAGUGAAGGACAAGAAGGCUAAGGGAUAGGGCCGGAAAACUAUUUUACGUAAGACUUAUGCCAGAAUUAACAUGUUUCUCUCUGGAUUCACACAUUUGAUCCACUGAGAAAUACCUCUGUAACCUUAGCUGUAAAGUCAGCCCCCUGAGGCCCUUCUGAGUUCUUGCCCUCACAAGUGGGACUCUGCCCAAAUUGUUAGGGAAACCACCAUAGGGUGAAAUGUAUUUCUCGGGGUGAAGGUAGAAGGCUCCUUAAAUUUUUCUUUGGGGCCUAGGAUUCACACUUAAUUCCUUAUGGUUUAAUUUUGCCGCCUUCACGUGCGCACGCGUGCGUGCGCACACACACACACACACCCUUAAAGCAGUAGUAGUUAGGAAAUCAAGAUUCUGCGGUAAUCAAUAUAUAUACAAGAAGUUGUUCUCCUAGAACUAACAGCAGUCAGAAUCAUUACUGCUAGAAUAGUUGCAUCACUCAAUGCAUCCCUUAAUGUCUUCUGCAGUGUUGCCCUGAUAUCAAGAUUCUCUUGCUAAGGACAAAUAUGUGCCCAACAUGACAUUCCUUCCCCUCCCCCUUCAGGCCAUUUGCAAUGGGAGUGCCCCAUGAAUGAAGAAGGCAGGAUGAUCUGGCUGCUUGAUUAGGAUCUGUCUCUGUUCCCCAGGGGAAUGCCCAGAGGGAAGACCAGGCAUCUUCUCUAAGGACGGUUAAAGCCUUCAAUCCUGUGUAUGGGGGCUGGGUUCUAGGAAGGGGGCCAGUGGAUUAUUUGGGGGCAAAGAGAAAAGAAAGAAACCACAGUCUGGGGGCACUGAAACAGCACUGCUCAGGCAAGACUCUGGCCGUGCUGUCCCCCCAGGGGCUAGCCGGUUUCACGCUCUGACUCUGCUUUAGCCUUGUGUAUGUUCUCUGAGACACAGGCAGGGCUCCUGGGUAUCCACUUGCAGGUGGAGAGCAUCAGCCACCAUACGUUGCUUGAGCAGUUGACAGGCACUGGGCUGGGCACUGGGGAUACAUGGAUAAUUCAGGUCUGACCUACUCUCAAGGAGCUUGCAACCUAGAGAGGAAACAAGCACACAAAUAAUUGCAUUACAUUUGGGAAUUGACUGGAGUUCAGGAGAGAAGAAACUAGGGCUAAAAUUCUUUCCAGCCUACCACUUCAGUAGAGUUGCAGUGUAUAUUCCAAUGUCCUGCUUCUUUUUUUUUUUUUUAAUUUUAUUUUUUAAAGAUUUUAUUUGUUUAUUUGAGACAGAGAGAAUGAGAGACAGAGAGCAUGAGAGGGAGGAGGGUCAGAGGGAGAAGCAGACCCCCCGCUGAGCAGGGAGCCCGAUGCGGGACUCGAUCCCGGGACUCCAGGAUCAUGACCUGAGCCGAAGGCAGUCGCUUAACCAACUGAGCCACCCAGGCGCCCCACUGUCCUGCUUCUUGGUACACCCUGAGUUACAUCUGAGAAAAAGGUAUUGUGCUUUGUGCAGGAAUAAAGGUAAAGGCACUUUGUAAUCAUAGGGUUAAAUAUGUGGAGAACUCUGGUUCACACAAAUGGGAGGAGCACCUUUGUAGUCUAAAGUGGAUUCUGUAAUAUGGAUAGCCUGGGUCUGUGUUGCUGCCCAUAAAAGGCCCUGAAGCCCUAAUCUACAUUUCCCAUGGGCAUGUGCUGGAGCCUGGCCUUUGAACACACUUGCAAAGGCAAGAAGAUCCUCAGGGGAAAAAAAAAAAAAUCACUUCUGUGAAGGUCGGGGGAGGCAGUACAACAGGGUGGGCAGAAAGUGCCUUUGGCAGCAGAACCUAGAAAUGGGUUCUAGGACCUUGUCUAACACGUAGAGAUCUCAGCGUAAGUUCCUCUCAGCCUCAACUUCUUUGCCUAUAAACUAGGAAGAUUUGUCCUGGCCCUCUAACUCCUUACGGUGUAAAAUGAGGUGUUACUGAAGAAGUGGGAAAGGUGGAAGAAGCGAAGUGCCAUUAUCCCUGAAAUAAUUCAGGGGCGGUUUGGGUUUUUCUGUUUUGCCUUUGGUCAUACCUCCUGCACACUGUCUGCUUCCUACUCUAGGUUUCCUGGGUCCAGCCUGGCCCCUCAAAAGUGGCUGCCCUUCACAGGUUCUCUCCUUUUUCCUUCACACGUUUGCCCCCUUAUGCUUGUCUUUCAUCAGGAUCAAAAGCUGUUGGCCACGUUGUCUCCCCCAACUCUAGGCUCAUCUGGCUGCUUUCACACUAAUCUCUUUCCCACCUGAUUCCUGGUAACCCCAUGUCACUCGCUGAGGAAGCAACAAGGAAAACUUGAAACAAAACAAAGUCAACUUCAAGAAGGCUCAUUAUCCAAGAGGUCUGGGACCGAUGGGAAAUUGCAGAUGGAACCCCCUUUUGGGUGCUGUGGGUGUGGUGGUUUUGCCUCACUGAGAAAGCACUGCUCAAUUUAUCUCCUAAAUGAUUCCAAAUAAUGCCAAAGUGCAGACAGUACAGAAGUAACUUGUUGUGGAAUAUGCUAGGAAAGGAACCCUGGAGUCAGGCCAGAGAGCCACAGAAUGUCCUGAAAGGACUCUUAAAAAAAGAGUCUAGUGGUUUCUAAAACAGGCAAAUCAAAAUAAUAAACAAAAACAGGCAAAUCAAAAUAAUAAACAGGCAAAUCACAAGAAUAUAAUUACCUAGACAGUUUUUUCUUUUUUCUUUUUAAUUUUCUUAUUUGAGAGAGAGAGCAAGAGAGCACAAGCAGGGGGAAUGGCAGAGGGAGAGGGAGAAGCAGUCUCCCCGCUGAGCAGGGAGCCGGAUGCAGGGCUCCAUCCCGGGACCCUGAGAUCAUGACCUGAGCCAAAGGCAGAUGCUUAACCGACUGAACCACCCAGGCACCCGGACAGUUUUUUUCUUAAACCAAUACACACGGGAUAAAUGAAAAACAUAGCACAAAAUGUAAGUCUUCCUAAUUCAGGCCCCACUCCCAUUUCCCAAAAAUAACCCCCAUCAACACUUUCUUGUAUAUACUUCCAAAAUUGUUACAUAUAAAUACAUCUAUAGCCAAAAAACAAAAACCACAAAACAACCAGGGACCACUCUUUUACACCCUAUUCUGUAUCUUGCUUUUUCAAAUGUAACCAAGUAUCAUGGAGUAUUAUAGCCUGGUUGCAAGCAACAGAAAAUGAUCUGCUUGGUUGACCAGCAUAAUGGAGUUUUAUAGAAAAGGUAAGGAUUGAAGGGAAGAUUGAAGAACCACUAGGUUUGAAAAAGACAGGAACAAGGAAACUUCGUAGGUCUUCGUAGGUAGAAAUUCUUAAAAGUCUUGCCCCAAACCUCCAAUGUUUCUUCCAUCGUCACCCUGCUCAAGAUUCAAAACCCAGAGGGGAGAAGUUUUUUGUUUUUUUAAGAUUAUUUAUUUAUUUGAGAGAGAGAGGGGGGGAGAAACAGCUUGAACAGGGGGAAGAGCACAGGGAGAGGGAGAGAAUCUCCAGCAGGCUCCCCGAUGAGUGUGGAGCCCGACGUGGGGCUCAAUCCCACGACCCUGAGAUCAUACCUGAGCCAAAACCAAUAGACAAGUCAGACGUUAAAAUGACUGAGCUACCCAGGCGCCCCCACACCCAGAGGAGAGAAGUUUAUAGCAUCUCAUGCCCCCUCCCACUGGAGAGAUGGAAGGAGUUGAAAAGAUCUUCCAGAGACCCCUUCAACUUAUGUAUUGGGAGGACAAACAUUUAGAUUUGAUAACCCUACUCCACUCCAAUAAUGUACAUGAUGAAGGAGAGACCAGUCUACAAGAGAAAUAGGAUACUGUUAGGAAAUGGAAAUGGAGAUCAGCAGGCCAAAAAAUAAAUACCAUUAAGAUUUCAGGACGUGAAAACCUACCUCAUUGCAUAUAAUUGCAUUGUCUUCCAUAAUUUAUUUAACCAUGCCCUCGUGAUGGACAACUAAAGCAGUCAAGAAAAAAGAAGCCUAUGACAACAGGCUAAAAGAAUAAGAUUCUCGGGGCACCUGGGUGGUUCAGGCGGUUAAGCAUCCGACUCUUGGUUUCAGCUCAGGUCAUGAUCUCAGGGUGGUAAGAUCAAGCCUGUGUGGGGCUCUGCGCUCAGCAGGGAGUCUGCUUAAGAGUCUCUGCCUCUCCCUCUCCCCCUUCCCCUGCUCUCUCUCCCUCUCUCUAAAAUAAAUAAAAUCUUUAAAAAAAAAAAAAAAAAGAGGGGCACCUGGGUGGCUCAGUCAGUUGGGCAUUUGACUCUUGAUUUCAGCCCAGGUCUUGAUUGCAGGGUUGUGGGAUUGAGCCCCGUGUGUGGCUCCGCCCUCAGUGCAGAGUCAGCUUGUUCUUCUCCCUCUGCUCCGCCCCCUGCUCUUGCACACGCACUUUCUCUCUCUCUAAAAUAAAUAAAUAAAGGGAGCCUGGGUGGCUCAGUUGGUUAAGCGACUGCCUUCGGCUCAGGUCAUGAUCCUGGAGUCCCUGGAUGGAGUCCUGCAUCGGGCUCCCUGCUCCGCAGGGAGUCUGCUUCUCCCUCUGACCCUCCCUGCUCUCAUGUGCUCUCUCUCAUUCUCUCUCUCAAAUAAAUAAAUAUUUUAAAAAAUAAAUAAAUAAAAUGAAUAAAUAAAAUCUUAAAAAAAAAAUUCUUGAGGCUGUAAACGACCAUUCCUCAUUCUCACUCACUAUCCUCACUUUGAAAUAAAAAGUCUUGUAUCUUGCCUAGUGCUGGAGCAUAUGGUCAAUGCUCAGUAAACAACAUGUAUUCAGUUAGUGAAUAAUUUGGGGUUGAAGAGGUCUCAAUGUCUUUUCCUCUGGAUCUUUGUAGAAUGAUGGCUUGGGCACUGAGAAUAAGUACUCUCCUAGCACCAUCUGCUGGCAUUGGAAAACCUUUCCUGAAUCAUGGCCUCCAAGUCUCUUUCGGCCCGUAUUGUUAAUAGCCCUGAAAUUCUUGGGGGGAAAAAAAUAGCCCUGAAACUCCUCCUCUUCUUAAUACCUUCAGUACCGCAGAACUUACCUUUUAUCUGUACAUAGAUACAGUUACAAAACAGUGACUUAUUUUUGUUCCUUGUUUACUAAGAACUGUUUUACACUUUGGUGAUCCUUGUUUUUGCCUUUUUACAAAGUCAGACACAUGUGAGACACUGAGUGAGUGAGAAGGAGCCUCACACCAGUCUUUGACUCCAAAGACUGUUGUCCUUUGACGUUUAUUCAUCAGGUAAUGAGCUCUGUGUAUGUCACUAUCUUUCUGGUUGGACUAGUUACAUAGCACAUACCGAUAUGAUGCUUUGAGCUUAUUUUUAAAAGCCCCUGUAGGUGCCCACUACUGUGACAGGAGCUGUAGAAGACAAAGAAGUAUGAGAUAAGUUCCCUGCCUUCGGAGCACCCAAUCUAAUCAGGGAAGCAGUAAGUCAAACAGCACAGGAUAAAGUCUGUGGUGAUGCCUGUAAGUGCCCAGUGCCGAGUAAUGACACUGGAAUACAUACUGUGCUAUAUAUAUAUGGCACUAGACAUCCAAAGCCUGGAGACAUUUUUGUUUGUCACAUCUGGGGUGGGGGUGUUACUGGCAUGUAGUUGAUAGAAGCCUAGGAUGAUGCUAAACAUAUCACGAUGCACAGGACGGCCCCCCCUAAUAAAGAAUCAUCUGGCCCCAAAAAGCCAAUAGCGCUGCGAUUGAGAAACCUGCGCUAGACCUUUAGCAACUGCCAUGAGGGAGGCAGGCAUGGUCCCUGCCCUCCUAGUAUCAUGAAGAAAUGUUAAAAAUAUAAUAAUACUGUGUUGAAGGAAUUCAAAGAAAGGAAAGAGACUACUCUAGAGUCUUGUUAAAGUACAAUCCACAGACCUGAAACAGGGCAUCACUUUGAAGCAUGCUAAAAAAGCGGAAUAUCACCCCCCACCCCCAACCCCCCACUGAAUGAAAAUCUGCAUUUUUAACAAGACCCUCAGGUGUCUACUAUGCGUAUUAGUGCUGGAGACAGCGCUGCACUGGCAGGUUUCCAGAAGACAGGACGUGGGUUAUUUUUCAUUGUUUUAUGAAGCAGGAAAGAAGGAAGCAAAUUCCAGGUGGUGAGAGCUACAUGAGGGAAGAUUCUGAGAUGGCGACGGGGAAUUUCUGGUUUUCGAUCCAGCACUAAUAACUAACAUAGUGUUGCCUGCUUACAGUCAGACAUUGUGCUUUAUACGAAAUAUUCCACACAGAACUCGUAACACUAUUGGGCAGGUCCAUUUUAGGGGUAAAGCAAACCAAGGUACAGCGGGGUUAAAUAACUUGCUCCGGGACCCACUGACCGAGCCGGGCUGAUGGAAUCGAAGCUGCAUUCUCUCCCACCCGAAGUCCUCCACAAACACCUCCACCCACACGUGAGAGCCAAGGUCGAGGCCCCAGCUCUCUCCACCCAGCGAAAAGCCAAUCACACCAGCCAGUCUUCUUCCCGCACUCGCGCCGCGGAAGGGAAGCCGGAAGAGCGGCGCGCCCUCCACACCGGAAGUCGUAGGCGCAACGUGGGAAGCGUCUUCAUAAGCCCCGCCACCGGCGUUAAACGAAUACAGCGUAAAGGAAGGGGGCGGGAUUUUGAGAAUGACGCAGACCCUCAAGUGCUUGAAGGCAGUGCGAAGAACGUUUUGUGCCUUGGCAGGAAUCUGUGUUAGCGAGACCGCAGCCGUUCACUGCAGCUCGCUGGGCGCUGGCUGUCGGGGAGGUACACCGGGAGCUAGACGACACAUCUCUAUGGUCAAGUAAACAUAGAGCGGGCCUCUCUUCCCCCACGUGGUGGGCCUGCGCAUGAGCAGUAGCCGCAGCUUCGGAAACAUGGCGGAGGAAGAG
This is a messenger RNA of Mirounga angustirostris (Northern elephant seal), 17953 nucleotides long. RefSeq names its product BICRA like chromatin remodeling complex associated protein (gene BICRAL). The transcript is spliced from 12 exons. The record is from RefSeq and is a predicted model, not a curated record. Gene Ontology annotation, cellular component: SWI/SNF complex. NCBI's taxonomy places the organism in Eukaryota, Metazoa, Chordata, Mammalia, Carnivora, Phocidae. The coding region runs from base 4501 to 7737 and encodes 1078 amino acids. Gene Ontology annotation, biological process: positive regulation of DNA-templated transcription.